Messenger RNA from Procambarus clarkii (red swamp crayfish), 1737 nucleotides. RefSeq names its product serine/threonine-protein kinase meng-po. NCBI's taxonomy places the organism in Eukaryota, Metazoa, Arthropoda, Malacostraca, Decapoda, Cambaridae. The record is from RefSeq and is a predicted model, not a curated record. Gene Ontology annotation, biological process: peptidyl-threonine phosphorylation; peptidyl-serine phosphorylation. Gene Ontology annotation, molecular function: protein serine/threonine kinase activity; ATP binding.
GGAGAGGCAGGAAUAAAAGCCGGGGGGGCUCGUCGCCAAGACAUCAGACAGAACCCAGCCGUUCUCGAGACAAGCACACAUCAAGUCCCACCUUGUGGCCUUCUUGUCCUGGUGGAAACAUUCUCAUUUCCCACCUUCUGGGUUACAGUUUUGGUGUUACAUCGUGUUAUAUACAUAAGCCUCCGCCUUCUGGAUUACAGUGCGUAGCUUCAAUGUGGAAUGAGAUGGCAGUCUCUCACAGCCCUCUCCGACAAGCAUUGCAAGAAAUGGAGGCGAGCAGCAACGGGAGUCUGCACACCAUCAAGCUGCUGGAGCUGCCGAGGGUGGAGGUGCUCAACCAGUUCUCCGACGUGCGCCUCCUGGUGGAGUCCAACAGCGGCGCUAAGGUCUACGGAGCCAGACGCCUCCACUCAGGCACCAGCGUCGUUCUCAAGUGUAUGCACAAGAAGAACACAAACAUGAAGGAUUUUAUCCGCGAGUUCCACUACAACUAUUGCCUCAGUUCUCAUCCGAAUAUUGUGAAAUGCUUCGAUGAAGCCUUUGAAACAUCUGACUCGUAUGUGUUUACACAAGAAUAUGCGCCAGUGAGUGACCUCUCCAAGUUUGUGAAGAUAGGCGGGAUCGGUGAGACGCGAGCCAAGAGAGUUGUGGAACAGGUAGCCCAAGCUCUCGAGUUCAUCCGGAAGCAGGAACUGGUCCAUCGUGAUAUAUGCCUGGAAAAUAUCUUCGUUUUCAACCGAGAAGUGACACGUUUCAAGUUGGGGGACUUCGGCAGCACUCAGCGGGCAGGAGCCCUUGCGCCGAAGAUGAAAGUCCGGUCCCCUUGGGCGCCGCCAGAAGUGUACCGGGAGGGUUACCGCGUCCACAGCGGCCAGGACGCCUGGCAGCUCGGGAUACUCAUCUACAUGUGCCUGACGGGGUCAUAUCCGUGGUCCUUAGCCGACACAACGGACUGUAACUACAGCGCGUGGGUGGCUUGGCUCAAGCGCAAGACCACAAAGGUGCCACCUCGAUUCAGGUGCUUCACUCCUCGCCUUCUACGACUCUUGCGUUGCUUGCUGCAUCCCAACCCAGACAACCGUACGGGCAUGGGCAAGGUGAACAAGCACCUCUCUUGUUCAUGGCUGGUGAAAGAAGCGCAAGACUUCGGCAUCUCAAUGGAUAGCCCCACAGAGUUCAUGUAUAAUCAAUCGCUGUUUAAUCGUGCAUGGAGGAAACUGACUGAGUUAUUUCAUUUCCACACUCACCGGACCGGUCAUCGGGAGGUCAACAAGUCGAGCUCCCGCCAGAUCUCGACGACGGCUCAGGAGUAACGCCCUAAAACAGCGUUACACCUCAAACGUUCCAAAUAAACAGGAUUCCAGAUCUCAUUAAAAUGUCGUAUCACUGAAGUGGGACGCAACCCGGCCUUGAACCCUUGCUGCUGUGGUGGUGCCUCUGAAGCAGGUCAGACGCCGCCCUCGGCCUUCCCUGUCGGGGACAGUACCGCAAGGUUCUCAGUGUGGUUCAACUGUGAUAUAAUCUGCCUCUUCGGCCACACCGUUGACUGUGUACCUCAGUCACACCCGGCCACACCGUAGUAUUACUUAGUAUAACCUGGAAAUGUGCAGUAUUAUUUAUUUUAUCUUGCGUAUGUAUUUACGCACACACACUCACAUACACACAUUCUCCCUUGCACACUUACAUACAUACACAGACUCACACACACAGACUCGGGGCCUCGUAGCCUGGUGGAUA